AUGGAUCUUACAACGCUGUUUUACAAUCUUCGUGAAGAAGUGUCUUGCUCGGUGUGUUCGGACUUAUUUACGGAUCCUAAACAUCUCUCCUGUCUGCACAGUUUCUGCUUGAAGUGCCUGCAACAAUGGUACGAGACGUGCGGCGGCGGAGAGGCCAUUAAAUGCCCGAAGUGCCAAACCCUAAGCAGAGUGCCUGCGAGCGGUGAUCUAAAAGAUCUUCCAACCAGCUUCUAUUUGAACGGCUUAAUGGAUGUUCUUGCCAUCAAAGAAUGCAAAAACACUCAAGUUACAUGCGGAAACUGCGACAAAAAGAGUUCAGAAGCUUCGUAUUGUUUCCAGUGUUGCAUAUUUUAUUGCGAGCAAUGCCUGGUUGGUCACAAUAUGAUGCGAGACAAAAAGGAACACCGCGUAUUGGCGGUAAAAGAGUUCCAAGACAAGGACUACGAGGAUAUAUUGAAGCGACCAGCGUUUUGUUCAAAGGAACGUCACCAGAAAGAAGAGCUCAAAUACAUGACGUUUCUUACGCUCUGCCGAGAAACGGUUUGAACGCAGUGAAACUUAGUGCCUCCAGUACUAAACUCUAAUUAGCUUCUUCUUCGGCUUUUGUUUUGUGAGCUUUAUUUUAGAUAGGAAGUAUCGCAGAGAGAAGAGUUAGAUGCAAAACUAAACGUAAUUGCUCAGCUAGACGAAGACUGUGCUAAAGUGAUUCAACAAAGUGAAAUCGCCAGGAGAUAUGUCCAAAGGUUUGCUGAUGGCUUGAUCAAAACAAUUCAAGCAAAAAUGAAAAAUAUUUUUACCGCUGUGGAAAACCAAACGAAGAAGUCACUCGAAAGUUUAAAAGCUAAAAGAAGUGCGAUUCAGCAACAGAUAAAUGCCACCGAAUCAUCACUGGAGGAAGCUGAUAAACUUUUAAAACGAAGCACCACCGCGGAAGUUGUUCAACUCAAAAAAUUACUACAAACAAUUUUCCAAGGAUUGAAUCCAACCGAGCCUAUUGUUCAUGACCCCAGUAGUCUGCAAACUUUAGUUUUUGUGGAAAAUCGGAAGACGAUUGAUACCGUCAACGGGGAAGAACUUGGUUUCCUGUGCAUGGAAGAAGGUUAUCGAAAAAAACCGAGCAAAUUUUUGGCUGAAGGUAAAGGACUGAAAGAAGGAACUGUUGGGCGUAAAGCUCAAUUUAAUUUGAUCACAAGAAACGGGAAGAGAAAGCAGUGGUAUGAUGAAGGGGACCGUGUCACGGUAGAGAUCAAGGACGAGCAAGAACGAGAAUGCGUGACCCAAGUGAAAAUAGAUGAUAAAAAAAAUGGAAUCUACAAAAUCACUUAUUUUCCCAUAGUUCACGGGACAUUCAAAUUAUUAGUUAAGGUAAACGGGGAACAUAUUUCUUGUAGUCCUUUUACUGUGAUUUUAAAACCAUUUCAAGUCAAACUUGUUUCAUCUUUUGGAAAGGAAGGCUCGGGUGAUGGAAUGUUUAAGUAUCCUGAGGGGAUGGCCGUGAGUGAUAGGGACGAAAUAGUAGUGGCUGACAGCCAGAACCAUCGGGUUCAAGUGUUUAACAGUAAUGGUACUUUAUUAAGAUCCUUUGGUCGAAGAGGUGAAAAUGCUGGAGAGUUCAAACGCCCUAUUGGAGUAGCCAUUAAUAAGGACAGGAAUAUUUUUGUAGCAGACAAUGACAACCACAGAAUACAGAUUUUUAGUUGGGAGGGGAGGCACCUGGGUUCAUUUGGUGGCAAAGGACACCUUGAUAGUCAGCUCUCUUUCCCUCGGGGUUUAUCCUUAGAUAGUACUGGUAAUGUUAUUGUUGCUGAUACAGGUAACAAACUCAUUAAGAUCUUUACCCCGGAUGGUAGGUUUUUAAUGAAGAUAGGUAUAUCGUGGUUGUUCAGUCUUCCUGUUCACUGUGUUCAGUGUGGUGAAUAUUUUAUAGUGUCAGACUCAAAUACAAACCAUAUCGAAGUAUAUCACAGGAAGGGACGUUUGCAGUGCCUGUUUGGUAGGCAGGGGGAGGGGGACGGGGAUUUUAAGUGUCCACGUUUUCUGUCAGUGACUCAGUCAAAGCAACUGUUCGUUUGUGAUAUGAAUAAUCAUAGAAUACAAGUCUUUGAACUAGAUGGGAAGUUUGUCGGAAAAUUUGGAACAAAUGGCACUAAAUUAGGAGAAUUCAAGGAACCAUUCUCAGUAGCUGUUCUAAGUAAUGAUCAAAUUGUUGUGUGUGACAAAAAUAAUCAUCGAAUUCAGAUAUUUCAAUAA
Messenger RNA from Porites evermanni, 2250 nucleotides. Lineage: Eukaryota; Metazoa; Cnidaria; Anthozoa; Scleractinia; Poritidae. The record is from the annotation of a GenBank genome assembly.